Molecule: messenger RNA, 1858 nt
Organism: Sciurus carolinensis (gray squirrel)
Lineage: Eukaryota; Metazoa; Chordata; Mammalia; Rodentia; Sciuridae
Gene: Fscn3
Product: fascin actin-bundling protein 3
Exons: 6
Coding region: 362-1858 (498 amino acids)
Biological process (GO): establishment or maintenance of cell polarity; actin filament bundle assembly; cell migration
Cellular component (GO): filopodium; microvillus; actin cytoskeleton
Molecular function (GO): actin filament binding; protein-macromolecule adaptor activity
Source: RefSeq, a predicted model, not a curated record
CAAGGCUAUAGUUGCAGGAUAUGGUUCUAUUCCCCAGUUAGCUCAGCCUACCUCAUUGCCUGGAAUGACACGAGGAGGCAAAUGCCAGAGGCUCUGGACCCUCUUCCCCUGGGCCAUGGAUUGAUGGUGCUGGGCCAGUGCCCUUUCCCCACUGUGUUGGGAUAAGAGGCAGCCAUCACAGUCACAAUGCUCCCGGGUCACAGAGGUGCCAGGCCGUAGGGCAACCUCUUACUGAGAAGUUCCCUCCGGGAACAUCUUCUGGUGGGUACUACAGGCCUUAUUCCGGGCCUAUGGCCUGUGGAACCUCACCACUGGGGGGAAGGCUGGGCCUGUCAGAGUCAUCAUCUGUGGUACCAGCCUCAUGGAUGAAAUGGAGUGGACACAAAAACAUCCCAAGGCAGAAGAUCUAAGGAUUGGGCUUCUCAACUGGGCAGGAACCUACCUCACCUUUGAAGCAUACAAGAAUGCAGUCACAACUACUGCAAAGAGUUUGGGCAGAAAACAGACCUGGGAGCUCCUGGUUAGCAAUGAACAUGAGACACAGGCUGUAGUACGACUGAAGAGCUUGCAGGGUCUCUAUGUUCUGUGUGAGGCAGAUGGCACUGUAUGUUAUGGCCGGCCAAAGAACAGCCACCAUGGAUGCUUCCUACUCCGUUUUCACCGGAAUGGCCAGUGGACCCUCCAGUGUAUAGUCUCUGGUCGUUAUCUGGAGUCCGAUGGUGAGGAUGUAUUCUGCAACUCCCAGGUCCUCUCAGCUUACCACAUGUGGACCCCCCGGCCAGCCCUGCACGUCCAUGUGACCCUGUAUAGCCCCAUCUACCACAGCUAUGCCCGGGCUGACCACACUGUGGGCCGCAUCUGGGUGGAUGCAGCAGUCCCUUGCCUGGAAGAAUGUGGCUUCUUGUUGCACUUCCAAGAUGGAUGCUACCACCUGGAGACCUCUACACACCACUUCUUGUCCCAUGUAGACCGGCUGGUUGCCCAACCAUCAUCACAGACAGCUUUUCACAUGCAAGUGCGGCCUGGAGGGCUUGUGGCACUGUGUGAUGGAGAAGGGGGCACGUUAUAUCCACAUGGCACACAUCUGCUCCUGGGCCUUGGCUCCAAUCCCAUGAGGGGCCAGGAGUGGUUCAUCCUACAGCACUUCCCAACCUGGGUCAGCCUCAGGUCAAAGUCCCGGAAGUUCAUUUCAGUCAUCUACGAUGGUCAGGUGUGUGCUACCUCUGAGCACUUGACCCCAAUGUCAUUGUUCCAGUUUGAAUGUGACUGUGAGAACCCUACCUUGCAGCUUCGUUCAGCCAGUGGCUUCUACCUAGCCCAGAGGCGACAUAGGUCAGUGAUAGCUGAUGGUCACCCGAUGGAGUCUGACACCUUCUUCCGUGUGCACUGGAAUUGUGGCAAGAUUAUCCUGCAGUCUCCCAAUGGGCGCUUCUUGGGCAUUGCAGCCAAUGGCCUGCUGAUGACCAAUGCCACCAUUCCAGGUCCAAACGAGGAGCUGGGGAUUCGAUUUGCCAACCGGCCUUUCCUUGUUUUGCGAGGUCGGUAUGGGUAUGUGGGCUCCUCAUCAGAGCAUGACCUCAUACAGUGCAAUAUGGAUGAACCUGACUGCAUUCACCUCCUGCCCUGCCGCCAGGGCAUCUACCACUUCCAGGCACAGGGUGGAUCCUUCUGGUCAAUAACAUCCUUUGGCUCUUUCCGCCCUUGGGGAAAGUUUGCCCUCAACUUCUGUAUAGAACUUCAUGGAAGCAACUUGCUCACAGUGCUGGCACCCAAUGGUUUUUACAUGCGAGCCGACCGAAGUGGCACCCUAUUGGCAGACAGCGAAGACGUUACCAAAGAGUGUAUCUGGGAAUUUUAG